GGGAUUGGUCUCUCCCCUUAGCUCCCCGCCCCUGGGGAGGAGCCAGUCAGCUCUAGGUCCAGCCCGUUCUCCUCACAGCCAGAGAAGAGGCUCCACGCUGGGCGGGGAUGGGGCCUGAAACUCUCUGGGUCUGAGCCCGGGGAGCCAGAGCCACUUGUCCCUCUCCCUCCCCAGGACCCUUGAGAUCCCUGGGCCAGAGAGGUCCGAUCAGGCUAAGGGCCUGGGAUGCCCCCUGCCUGGCCCCCUUGCCCUGACUGGCAGGGGGGCCAGGCUGGGCAGCAGCCUUCCUCUCACUCCAGCCAUGGAUCUCCUGCCCCCCAAGCCCAAGUACAACCCACUUCGGAAUGAGUCUCUGUCAUCGCUGGAGGAGGGAGCUUCAGGGUCCACCCCACCGGAGGAGCUGCCUUCCCCAUCAGCCUCGUCUCUGGGGCCCAUGCUGCCACCUCUGCCUGGGGACGAUAGUCCCACUACCCUGUGCUCCUUCUUCCCCCGGAUGAGCAACCUGAAGCUGGCCAACCCGGCUGGGGGGCGCCUGGGGCCGAAGGGGGAGCCAGGAAGGGCAGCCGAGGAUGGGGAGGGGAUCGUAGGGGCAGCCAUGCCGGACUCAGGCCCCCUGCCCCUCCUCCAGGACAUGAACAAGCUGAGUGGAGGCGGCGGGCGCAGGACUCGGGUGGAAGGGGGCCAGCUGGGGGGCGAGGAGUGGACCCGCCACGGGAGCUUUGUCAAUAAGCCCACGCGGGGCUGGCUGCAUCCCAACGACAAAGUCAUGGGACCCGGGGUUUCCUACUUGGUUCGGUACAUGGGCUGUGUGGAGGUCCUGCAGUCAAUGCGCGCCCUGGACUUCAACACCCGGACUCAGGUCACCAGGGAGGCCAUCAGUCUGGUGUGUGACGCUGUGCCGGGUGCUAAGGGGGCAACAAGGAGGAGAAAGCCCUGUAGCCGUCCACUCAGCUCCAUCCUGGGGAGGAGUAACCUGAAAUUUGCUGGAAUGCCAAUCACGCUCACCGUCUCCACCAGCAGCCUCAACCUCAUGGCCGCAGACUGCAAACAGAUCAUCGCCAACCACCACAUGCAAUCCAUCUCGUUUGCGUCUGGCGGGGACCCGGACACAGCCGAGUAUGUUGCCUAUGUUGCCAAAGACCCGGUGAAUCAGAGAGCCUGCCACAUCCUGGAGUGUCCCGAAGGACUUGCUCAGGACGUCAUCAGCACCAUUGGCCAGGCCUUCGAGUUGCGUUUCAAACAAUACCUCAGGAACCCGCCCAAGCUGGUCACCCCCCAUGACAGGAUGGCUGGCUUUGAUGGCUCAGCGUGGGAUGAGGAGGAAGAAGAGCCACCUGACCAUCAGUACUAUAAUGACUUCCCUGGGAAGGAACCGCCUCUUGGGGGGGUGGUGGACAUGAGGCUUCGGGAAGGAGCCCCCCCGGGGGCUGCUCGACCCACUCCACCCAGUGCCCAGACCCCUAGCCACCUGGGAGCCACGCUGCCAGUGGGGCAGCCUGUUGGAGGAGACCCAGAAGCCCGCAAACAGAUGCUGCCCCCGCCACCCUGCCCAGCAGGCAGAGAGCUCUUUGAUGAUCCCUCCUAUGUCAACGUCCAGAACCUAGACAAGGCACGGCAAGCAGGCGGUGGGGCCGGGCCCCCCAAUCCUGCCAUCAAUGGCAGCGUGCCCCGAGACCUCUUUGACAUGAAGCCCUUUGAAGAUGCCCUGCGGGUGCCUCCACCUCCCCAGUUGGUGGCCAUGGCUGAGCAGCUUCGAGGGGAGCCCUGGUUUCACGGGAAGCUGAGCCGGCGGGAGGCCGAGGCACUGCUACAGCUCAACGGGGACUUCCUGGUGCGGGAAAGCACGACCACGCCUGGCCAGUACGUGCUCACUGGCCUGCAGAGUGGGCAGCCCAAGCACCUGCUACUGGUGGACCCUGAGGGUGUGGUUCGGACAAAGGAUCACCGCUUUGAGAGUGUCAGUCACCUCAUCAGCUACCACAUGGACAAUCACUUGCCCAUCAUCUCUGCGGGCAGCGAACUGUGUCUCCAGCAACCUGUGGAGCGGAAACUGUGAUCUGUCCCCGUGCUCUCUCCUAGAAGAUGCCCUGCGACCCCUUCCACCCUAUUGCCCAACUCUCAGGACCUCACUUGGGAGUGUUCUGGGGGCUUGGCCUUGUGUAGGGAUGGGGGUAGUGUGGACAUUGGGUUCAGCAUCCAGCUGAGUGAGAGGGUUUGAGUCAGGAGCCAGGGGUAGAGUCCUGCUUCUCCCCAAACCUCACCAAAGUAUUAAUGUACAGAGUGGCCCCCUUCCCUGGGCCUUUCCUGUGCCAACUUGAUACCCCCUUCCCCAAGGUGGGUGUUGGAGGCCUGGGCAGUAUGCCUCCUUGUAAUGGAAAAUGUCCUGUGCUGAUAGGCCCAGUGGAGCAAUCACCCUUCCAGGGAAGGGGGAAUGAAUCACACCUUUAUUCUACCCCUGGGCUCAGGGUACCCCAGACCCCUCUCAACAACCCUCCCUUCCAGCGUUUAAACUUUGUGCCUUUGACCAUCUGCUAGGUCUGAAGAUAUUUUAUGCAAAGAGUUCUUGGGCCCCUGAAGUCAAGCAUGGGGGUGCUGACACCUUGGCUUCUGGGACCCCAUCCUCUCCUUGCUCAGUACCCCCUCCCGUUUAGGUUGGGCUAACAGAGGCAGGAGUGGCAGCUGUCCCCUCUCCCCCGGGAUAUGCAGCCCUUAGAGAUUGCCUCAGAGCCCCCUCCCAGCCAGUGGGGAGAUGGACUCGCCUCUUGCUCAGUGCCUCUUGAGUGGGGCCCCUCACCCCAGGGGGUCUAUAUAUACAUAUGGCAAGUCCACCCCCCACCCCCCCAUGUUGCAUGCAUGUUAUACUCUAGAGCCAAAGUACAGCCCUUCUGUAGCCUCUGCCCUGCCUCCCCCUGCUGGGGUGGUGGGGGGAUGACUGAAGUGUCAUCCUAGGUGGAUUUUGUGGAAGUGGGAACAGGGGCACUGAGACUCUAAAGCAGUAGACAAUCCCCAGAUACCAUCGGUAGAUUUGGAACUGCGUUUAUUUUUUAUUUUAUAUACAUAUAUUUUAGGGCUGUAGAUUUACUAAUUUGUUUUCCAUAGCUUAUUCCUGAGCACAAAAUGAUAAUCGAUUUAUACAUCACCUUUUUGAUUUUUCAAAGCCCUUUUACAACUAUUGGCAUUUUCCUCACCCUGGCCUUUGCCGGUAGCGUUAUCUUUUCUGAGAGACCAGAGGCUGAGUGUGAGCUAGGACUAGAGAAACUUGGACCUCCCACCGCGAGGCUGGGAGGCAGAAGUUGGGCUGAAUGAGUGUUAGUUUCACACGGGGCGGGCAGGGGCGGGGGCUGGGGGACACUUAAAACCUGCAGUUAUUGAAUCCCUUCUCCAGGCCGGGUCCUGCCGCAACGACAGAGGAGCCGGCCCUGCUCUGUCAUUAGGACUUGUGGAUAAGGGAGCGUGGACUAUCUAAAUCCUCACCUCCCUUUUUUUUCUUUUCUUUUUGUUUGGGUGUUUUCACGGGUCUCACUUAUACCAAAGGGAAAGGAUCUUCAUUAAAGUCCAUAUUUCUUCUA
Messenger RNA from Mesoplodon densirostris (Blainville's beaked whale), 3569 nucleotides. RefSeq names its product SHC adaptor protein 1 (gene SHC1). Gene Ontology annotation, biological process: intracellular signal transduction; cell surface receptor protein tyrosine kinase signaling pathway. Bases 302 to 2056 code for a protein of 584 amino acids. The record is from RefSeq and is a predicted model, not a curated record. Gene Ontology annotation, cellular component: plasma membrane. The transcript has 12 exons. NCBI's taxonomy places the organism in Eukaryota, Metazoa, Chordata, Mammalia, Artiodactyla, Ziphiidae. Gene Ontology annotation, molecular function: receptor tyrosine kinase binding.